GUGGUGGAUGAUCGUCUGAGGCGGCUCAGUGCCGGUUCGCUCAGCGCCCCGGCUGGCCGAUACAACAGCGUAUCAAUCGUUUGCCACACAUUUGCGAAACGAUAUUGUGCAAUAAGCAUGGAAAUGUUGCUAGCUACCGUGUUGCUACUAGUGCUGCACUGUAUUACCGCAGACAUUCCGCCAUACAUUAAGGUGUGCCAGCGAAAUGAUCCGAACGUUGACAAGUGCAUUAUGAAUUCGGUCGAGGAGCUACGUCCAAAGAUGAUAGACGGAAUUCCGGAGUUGGACGUUCCAGGCAUCGAACCUUUGAGUCUCGGACAAAUUGCGUUGGCUAGAGGUCCGCAGGGAGCCAAGCUCACCGCUGUCGUCAACGACGUGAAAGUAAAUGGACCCAGUAACUUCGUUAUUGAGGAAUUGAAGUCGGAUUUAGAUAACAAUCGUUUUGAUUUCAAAUUGCUACUACCGAAGCUGGACUUCAACGGGAAAUACAAGAUGGAUAUUCAGGUGCUGUUACUGCGGCUGCAGGGUCGGGGUAACAUCACAGGAACGUUUAGAGAUUACGCUUGCAACGUCACUAUGAGAGGGCACAAAGAGAAGCGCGGAGACGAAGAAUACCUUCGUUUUGAUCCAUUCAAAGUCAAGCUUCGUGUCGGACAGUCCUCCAUUUACCUUACGAACCUUUUUGACGGCGACCCGGUACUAGGCCCGGCCACAAACAGGGUGAUCAACGAGAACUCUAAUGUGUUCCUCGAAGAAAUCCGCCCAGUCCUUGAAAGGAGUCUCGGAGAGCUCUUCACUGAAAUGGCGAACAAAAUAACCGCGAAAUUCACUUACAAAGAACUAUUUCCUUAGCGGUGUAUCAUAAUUAUUUGUCUUAAUUUUUAAUGUUUUAGUUUUUAAAGGUGUUAAUAGAAUUUUGUGAUUCGAAUGUUUUCCGUACGUGCAUUUGACUAGAUAAUAUUCUACCAGUGGUAUUGGUUAGUAAGCAUUGAGUUACUUAAAAAAACAUACACAUAAAAAGAAUAGGUUU
This is a messenger RNA of Bombyx mandarina (wild silkworm), 1030 nucleotides long. RefSeq names its product circadian clock-controlled protein daywake. The record is from RefSeq and is a predicted model, not a curated record. Gene Ontology annotation, biological process: multicellular organismal reproductive process. Lineage: Eukaryota; Metazoa; Arthropoda; Insecta; Lepidoptera; Bombycidae.